AUGGCUCAAUACACUAGCCCCAAGACUAAGGCUCAGAUAAUUGUGCUGAAAAAGCUCAAAUACUCAGAUUGGGCUGUUGUUCAGCUUUUGCAACCUGAGACCCAGGUUUCUCAUGCUACUCAAUGUCAGAUUUGCUGCUUUGGCCCUAGCCCAGAGCAGAGUAACAACAGCAGCAAACAUUAG
Messenger RNA from Rhizoctonia solani, 183 nucleotides. RefSeq lists its product as uncharacterized. The transcript is spliced from 2 exons. Lineage: Eukaryota; Fungi; Basidiomycota; Agaricomycetes; Cantharellales; Ceratobasidiaceae. The record is from RefSeq and is a predicted model, not a curated record. Bases 1 to 183 code for a protein of 60 amino acids.